AUGACAUACUCACGGCAAAGCUCUGUCAUUGAAUCUGUGAAAGACGAACCAAAAGGUUCUGAUAUGGUGUCUUCUGUGAGUGCUGAAGUCGAAGAUCUGACCAUCAAAGCUGAAGAAGGGAGCAGUGCUGAAGCAGAAGGCGAAGAACAGCAAGAACGCUUAAAGAAGGAAGAGAAAGCGGAGGAUAAGAGGGAGGAAGAAGAGCAGAAGUCCCAGGAAGAGCAGCAGGGACCGAUACCGAAUGUCGACUCGAGAUCCGAGAAGAAAGCGGAGGAACCGAAACCAACAAAAGAACUGCUCCCCCUUGCGGUCGGAAAAUGCGACCCAGAAAAGCGAGCUGCUGUCCCCAUCGUGGCUGUUGCUCCUACCGUAUCAGUGAAAUCUGAUGUUGUUCAGCAGAAAGAAAAGGAGCUAAAUGAGGAGGAUGUCCCAGAAAAGCCGAGCAUGGACUACCGAAUUUUGGAGCCAAAUCAGCAGGUUUCCGUGCAAUCUCUGCCGACAGCUGACGCUACAAGUCCCAUAAAGCUUGAUUGUACAUUUUGUCGCAGUCUUGGCAAACCUGAGGAGGUCUGUACGUCACAUAUUAUUCGCGCAGCAGAUGGGAAGGUCACCUGCCCAGAACUGCGUAAACGUACUUGCAGUUUAUGCGGAGCAACUGGUGACAACUCUCAUUCCGCUGUUUUUUGUCCACUGAAGACGCAGCAGCCGAUUGGAGAACCAGUAAGUGAUGCUCCAAGGAUAGCUCAUACCGCACCGCAGAGACAAAACCCAGGCUAUAACAAGCCAAUGGUCUUUGAAAGACGAGGCGAAGGUGUUGGAUAUCGCGGCGGGUACAGAAAUCCUGGGCAUCGAGGAGGAUAUCAUCAGGCAUGGUCGAGGCGGAGGACGCUACCAAUCAGGAAAUCGUCGCUACAACUGAAGCACAACAGCUCCGGUGCCAUUCUGCUUCAGAAGCGGACGGGAACAACAGAUGUGCACGAUGAUGCAAUUCGUAGUCGGGUUCCAUAUUACUAG
Strongylus vulgaris is the source of this 1014-nucleotide messenger RNA. NCBI's taxonomy places the organism in Eukaryota, Metazoa, Nematoda, Chromadorea, Rhabditida, Strongylidae. The record is from the annotation of a GenBank genome assembly.